GCACAGAACCAGACGUGGGGCUCAAGCCCAAGAACCAUGAGCUCAUGACCUGAGCCAAAAUCAAGAGUCGGACACAACCAACUAAGGCAUUCAGGCACCCCCCUACCAUUGCUUUUAAGAUAAAGUCCAUCAUUCAUAAAACCAUAAUAAUCUAGUCAGGCUUUCUCUCCCCAAAGGCCUCUUUCCUCUGUAACCAUUCUUAAGCCAAACUGGCCUAAAAUUUUUAAGAGUGGAGAUCUUUCCUUUGGGUCUCGGGGCCUUAACACAGGGUGUUACCUCUGCUUGAAACACUUAGACCCCCACUGUACCUGGCUAACACUUACCCACCCUUUGGAUUUCACUGGAAAUAUUUCCACAGCUCAGGUCUGCCCACUACAGGUCCUCACAGACCUCCAUAUUUUAUUUUAGGAACACUUACCACAACUGUAAUCAAAUUUUGGUCUACUCCUUUCUUUCCAGUUAAUCUUCAGUCCUCAUCCUCUAAACUGCGUCUCAUUCCCUGCGUUAUUCCUAAGGUGCCCAGUACAUAGUGGUUCAUCAUAAAUACUUAAUGACAAUAAAUUUAUCAGACACAUCUUGCUACUUUAGAAAAACGCAGAUACAUAGUUGAAAGAUAUUUUCUUAUACCAAUUUAGAAAAAGAAGAGGUCUCUAUCUUUGGCCAAGUUUUGUUUUUUGUUUGUUACUACUUUAUUAAGGUAUAAUUUUUGUUUAGAUUAGUUAAGUAAGCGUUAGUCCACUAAAAUCCACCUAUGUGGUUAGCUCUUGGCUGAACUGAUGCUGGUCCUCACCGGAUGAGUCAUCACCAGGUCCUACCGGUUCCAACUCGAGUAUCGGAAGUGAAGAUCAAAGAGGAAGCAACCACAUUCAGGACUGAAAACGCCUACCUGCCCUACUUCCGGUCCCGCCCUUUGCUGGGAGCUCCACAUAUUGGCCCCGGGAGCCGGGGGCGUGGUCUGGGCGGGACUUCCGGUCUUUUCGGGGAGGAAAGACGCUGCCCAAGGUUGCGGGAAGAUUUGAACUGCUGUUGAUUUCCUGUGUUUACUUUGCCGGGAGGUAGUUGGCGUUUUAGCGUCUCUCUUGCUACUGACUUGACGAAAGUCUCGGCCAGAAAUACUCUCCCUGUGGCAUAAUUCCUCUGCGCUUGUCACCUUUCUUUCAUGAAGAAACAUCACUUGUUGGUAAUUUGUCAAAUUCACGAAAAUAUCCUUCGAGAAGCAGUCGUGGGCAGACCAAGCAUUUUGGCAAACGAAACCCAGAGGCCGUUGACUGGCCUUAUUUCCACGACUUUUCAUCUAAGAGCUGCUGUGUGAGUCCAAGACGUUGGUUGUUUUGUCUUCUCCUUGGAAGGACAUUUUAUCCAUAGUCAUAGUAAUGGCUGCUGAAGUGCGAAUGGUACUUUAUGAAGAUGAUUCCGUGCAAGUACAAUAUUUUGAUGGUUCCAGACUGCAGCUCUCUCCUUGUGGCUCUGAAUUUUUAUUUGAAAAGGUGCCUCCUGUUACAGCACAUCCUUUAGAACAACCAGAAAGGAUUCGUCAAAGGACACACUUUGUUAUCAGCACUUACCGAGAGCAACUACAGCGAGCCCUAGAUUUUCGAAAUUCUUUUGCUACCUGCCCUUUUUUAUCUGAAAGCAUCAUACCUUCUGAAAGAAAAAAGCAUAUCUUCGUGGACUUCUCAGAAGUGAGAUGGCCCAGUCCUGACACUGAGGAAGGCGUGCUGUGCAUGGAGAGCGGCACCGUGAAGAUAUCGUCAUUAGAUGGGCAUGCGUACCUUUGUCUGCCACGAUUACAACUUGAAUUUACAGUACAUUUUUUGUGUAAAGCCAGCCAGAAGCCAGACUUAUCUAUAGUCUUGUCAGAAAAGAAGAAUCAAGCAAGGAAGGACAGACUAGAUGAAAAAGCAGGCAAAAUCUGUACAUAUGGAAGUUUAUCAAGACCGAGACUGAAGAAUAAAGAAAAUGAACCUUACUAUCAGAUCAUGAAAUCCAAGGAACCUUUAGAGAAAAAGAGCUGUGUAGAUGGAGCUGAAGGGAGGGAGGAGCCACCUCUGCCAGGUUCAGAACACACGUGUGUAUACACAUGGGUGAAGCAGCGCUGGCCCGUGGCCUCCUGUCCCGAGGAAUGGAAAUAUCCCUUGUCGUUAGCACUUCAUUUGCAAAAUAAAAUGAGCAGUACGUCUAGAAUUGAUGCAGCUGUCACCCAGAUAGCCGUCACUUCUGAUACUUCAGAGGAAAAAGGAAAAGAGGUUUCUGUUCUUCCAAGGGCCCUGUCACUCAGCUGUCCUGUCCCACACCUGCACAGGUGGAAUUUUAGUGAUUCACUCUCACAAGGACAGUUUGAUGAAGAAUAUUCUUAUCCCGAACUAGUGAAAGUGGUUUGGUACAAAGGUGUAAUUUAUCGACUUACCCAUAAACAAGUGAACUCAAUAGAGAUUUACCCAGGAGAUGGCUCAGUUUUCAAAUCUGAGGGAACUUAUUUUGGAAACUAUUUUACUUAUUACUCCAUUCAGGAAGGAUCAAAAGAGAGAGAAGAGAAAACUUACUCAGUAAAUAACCUUCCUCCCGAUAGACCAGGAAGUCUGUUCUCCGUGUGUUCUCUCAUCAAACAGGCAGCCGGAAUUCUUCAGCACUGUGCCAAGACAAGGCUUUCUUUAAGCCAUAACUAUCGUAUAUGCUGCUGGAAAAUGGUACCUGGGAUCAAUGAUAGCAGUAGACCGCCUUUAUGUUUGACAGAAUCGCUCGUGCCCAGCGUGGGACGAUUUCUUGCGUACUCUGACGACAAAGUACAUGCUCUCUUUGUAGAUGGUGUUACUCUGACCCUAAAUUGGAAUUUCAGCUCUUUUACUGAAAAGAGACAGGUAAAUCAAGGUCUCAACUUAGCUUGGUGUAAGUUAACUUUUCCUGAUGGGCAAGAUCAGUUAAUUCAGAUUGAACAUCCUGGACCAUAUGCAAGAUAUGUGACAGCAGUCAUAUCGUGGUGCAGAAGUCUGACCCAAACUAGCCAGAGAGAGAUGCCCACACACUCUUCAUCUUCUGUUCUUGAAGAAAAUUGGUCUGUGGCCUCUGAACUUGAAAAGAUAAAGAAGUUUAACUUGUUACUGGAGAAUAGUGGUGUCCUAAACCAUAUUUCUAACAAAGAAAAUGAACAGUCAUCUGAUCACUACAAACCAAAACCUUCAGAAACCUUGCUGGAAGAAGUUAAUGAAAAGAGAGUAUCAGUUGCAUUGAAAAAAACCUCUGAAAUCCUUCAGGAUAUUGACUGUCUUCUAUCAAAUUCUAAAAAGUGAAAAAUGAAAUUGUCACAGACCUUAAGGAUGUUGUUUCAAGUAACUAGUAUAAAAUUACUAGCAAGCCAAGAAAUUAUAUAUAUUACUUCUGCGCAAUAAUUAUAUGAAAAAAUGACAUUUAACUUUGGCGGUUACCUAACUUACAAAUUUUAAGAUAUAUAUUUAUAAUGUACUUUAUUAAUAAAGAACUAUUUUAGAAUUUUGAA
This is a messenger RNA of Suricata suricatta (meerkat), 3493 nucleotides long. It is a transcript of the gene C6H5orf34, whose product is annotated as chromosome 6 C5orf34 homolog. The transcript is spliced from 13 exons. NCBI's taxonomy places the organism in Eukaryota, Metazoa, Chordata, Mammalia, Carnivora, Herpestidae. The coding region runs from base 1374 to 3287 and encodes 637 amino acids. The record is from RefSeq and is a predicted model, not a curated record.